GGAAUACAAGAACUCUCGACCAGGUUGAUAGACCGGCGAGGACGAAAAGCUUCUCCACACACGAGGGAGACAAAAGAAACUCCGGAAGAAAACUCUGGGACAGAACUCUAGCAAAACUGACCCGAUGAGGCCGAGUCACAUACUAAAACUGCCGCCGCAGAACCUACUUGGAAGAGUCUCCGCCGCCAUAGGGUUUUUAGCCCGCCGCCGCAGAACCGAUGAAACGGGGUUCAGAAAACCUAGUGAUGUGAUGUUAUUUCUUAAAAAUUUCUAACUUAAUAACUUAUAGAAAUCAACUUUUAAAAAAAAAUCAAAAGUUCCGGUUUCCACGGUUCCUGUUCGGAACCGGUAUCCGUUUUUGAGUCUGUGAACUAGAAUACUUGAUGUGCUGAAGCCUUAUCCGCACAGAUCAUUUUCCAUGGCGGUCUCAACCAUCGUCAGUCUGCUGUCCUUCUCCCCCUCCGACUCCCCAUCACUCAAAGCAUCUCCACUCCACCUUUCUCUCUCCUCGUACCACUCCUCUCCUGUAUAUAAUACAGCCAAGGACGGAUGGGCCCAACUAGUGAAAACCUCCGUCAAUCAACGGUAUACAUCACCGCUGCACUCGUCUCCGUCUGACAAUUUCGACCUCGCGCCCGCGGUCUUCCCCUCCCUGACGCACCCCAACACACUUUACUUAUCGUCUUACAAUGCGGAGGUGAUUGUGGAGGAGAACGAACCAGAGGAGAGGCUGAUCAACCGCUUCCGCCGAGAAGUGAUGAAAACCGGUCUGAUUUAUGAGUGCAGGCGCAGGAGGUUCUUCGAGAACAAGCAGGAGGAGAAGAAGCGCAAGUCACGCGAAGCUGCCAAGCGCAACAGUCGAAGGCGGAGGAGUUCCUUCGAAGAUAAGCGAGAGGACUUUACGAUCAAAAAUGAGAGGGCCAGGGUUAAGGAAGAGGAAGAAGAUAACUGGGAACUACCUGAAGGAGACCUGGUAUAUUGAUUCGAUUUCUUCUCCAUUGAUUCUAGUUUAGGAUCUUUGCUUUUGAAGAGGGAUGAGGGUAUGAUGCUAUCUGCGUUUCCAGAUGCGCUUAAGCCUUCUUUUUUCCUGGGAUUUCUUCAUGCAUAUUUAACUGGUUGCUUUCAAAUUCAAUGAAUAUAUACGUGAGUUGUUGGACAUAUUUAAAAUUGCAGAGAUUGAUGUGUGUGUGUGGCUGUAAAUGAACCAAACUCUUCAUCAACUAUUCGAGACUCGAUUCCUUCUUAAAUCCUUCGUGUCACAUGAACCUAACUAUUGUUGUCCAUUUUAAUUCAUUGAUCUUCGUUGCAGUAUUGCCU
Molecule: messenger RNA, 1317 nt
Organism: Cuscuta europaea
Lineage: Eukaryota; Viridiplantae; Streptophyta; Magnoliopsida; Solanales; Convolvulaceae
Source: the annotation of a GenBank genome assembly